Molecule: messenger RNA, 1119 nt
Organism: Prorocentrum cordatum
Lineage: Eukaryota; Dinophyceae; Prorocentrales; Prorocentraceae
Source: the annotation of a GenBank genome assembly
AUGCACGUCGGGGGCCGCGAGUUCGAGCAGGAGGCGCUGCAGAGCGGCCUGGUGGCGGCAGGGGGUGGCAUCCACACCUCGACGGAGGACGUGGAUGCAGCAGCGCCGCGCCUGCAGGAGCAGGGCGCGGCCGGCGCCGCCGCGGCCGCGGCCCCGGCGAGCUGGCGGGCCUUGCGAACUCGCGGCCCAGGCUCGGGCGCCGGGUUGCCUGGGUUAGAGCAACUCGUGGCGCGGGCUGCGCGGCGGCUCGGCAGGGCCGACCCCAUUGGCGAGGGCGACAGCUCGUCCGACUCAGAGGCAGAGCCGGAGGUUCGCCCAGUCCGCGGGGGGGCGGCCGCAGGAGCGGCGGCGGCCCGCAGCGAGCGGCGGCGCCAGCUCUCCAGCAGCGACGAGGAAACGGCGCCGAGCAGGGCCGCGCAGUCUGGGGCGAGCAGCAGCGGUCUAGGUGGACCGGCGGCGGCCAAUCUCGACGCGAACGGGUUGCAGAGCUUGCUACAGCUGAGGAUGCUCGAGGUGCUCGAGCGGCUCGAGACGGGCAAGAGAAGCAGCUCGUCGGGAGACGAGAACGAGACGGCGGGCACGGCGGUGCGAGGCAUGCGGCGCCUCCGGCAGAGGGCCUUCAGGAGCGAGGUGAAGCAGGCCCUCGCAGUGCAGCGCGGGAUGGCCUGGACCUACUUGGACUACGGAGAGAGGCGCAUCCCAUGGGGCAAGCUCUACGACCUGAAGAAGACGUGCGCGAUGCUGGUGGCCGUCCUAGAGCAUGUGGAUCAGGGGCUGUUCGACGAGGCGCACGGCCAGCUGGUGCAGAUCAUGAAGGCGCUGGAGCAGGUGGCCAUCAACCAGGGCUCGUGGAAGGCGGCCUGGCCGCUCUCGGGUCUGGUCGACCCCUGCAGCCGGCGGGGCUCCGCGGGCGACGAGUUCGCGACGGGCGUGGUGGCGGCCUACAUCACGGAGCUGGAGGCCCCCGAAUCGAAGAUCAAGCAGCGUGGCGGUGUCGUGGCGAGCCCCGAGAAGUCGGGCAACGGCCAGGGGGCCGAUGCUGGAGCGGGGGCCCGCACGACGGGCGCCAAGUCCACCAACAAGAGGAAUAAGAAGAAGAAGCCAAAGAAGGCGGCGUGA